Molecule: messenger RNA, 4522 nt
Organism: Strigops habroptila (Kakapo)
Lineage: Eukaryota; Metazoa; Chordata; Aves; Psittaciformes; Psittacidae
Product: C-terminal-binding protein 2
Exons: 9
Coding region: 60-1382 (440 amino acids)
Molecular function (GO): transcription corepressor activity; oxidoreductase activity, acting on the CH-OH group of donors, NAD or NADP as acceptor; NAD binding
Source: RefSeq, a predicted model, not a curated record
GAGCCGGCGGCGGCGAGUGACGGAGUGUCCGUCCGCGGCGCAGAAGGGUGGCGCGGCCCAUGGACCGGCACAAAGUGAAGCGGCAGCGGCUGGACCGGAUCUGCGAAGGCAUACGGCCUCCUAUUGUGAAUGGCCCAAUGCCAACACGGCCACUGGUUGCACUCCUGGAUGGACGAGAUUGCACUGUGGAGAUGCCCAUCUUGAAGGAUGUUGCUACAGUGGCAUUUUGUGAUGCUCAGUCAACUCAGGAAAUCCAUGAAAAGGUGCUGAAUGAGGCAGUAGGAGCUCUGAUGUAUCACACCAUUACCCUUUCUCGUCAGGAUCUGGAGAAAUUCAAAGCCCUCAGGGUCAUUGUGCGUAUUGGCAGUGGCUAUGACAAUGUUGACAUCAAAUCCGCUGCAGAAUUAGGCAUUGCAGUUUGCAACAUCCCUUCCUCCUCAGUAGAGGAGACUGCUGACUCCACCCUCUGCCACAUCUUGAACCUCUAUCGCCGUGUUACUUGGCUACAUCAGGCUAUGAGGGAAGGGAAUCGAGCCUCAAGUGUAGAACAGAUUCGAGAGGUGGCUGGUGGCGCUGUGCGUAUCCGUGGGGAGACUUUGGGCAUCAUUGGACUAGGCCGAGUUGGACAGGCAGUGGCUCUGCGAGCCAAGUCCUUUGGCUUCAACGUGAUUUUCUAUGAUCCCUAUCUGCCGGAUGGAGUGGAGCGAUCCUUGGGUUUACAACGAGUAGGAACCCUGCAGGAUCUACUAAUGCACAGCGAUUGCAUCACAUUGCACUGCAGCCUGAAUGAACAUAACCAUCACCUCAUCAAUGACUUCACUAUUAAACAGAUGCGCCAGGGCUGCUUCUUAGUGAACACAGCCCGGGGAGGGCUGGUAGAUGAGAAAGCCUUAGCACAAGCCUUGAAAGAGGGGAGAAUCAGAGGAACAGCAUUGGAUGUGCACGAGUCUGAGCCUUUCAGCUUUGCUCAGGGGCCCUUAAAAGAUGCACCUAAUGUGAUCUGCACCCCUCACACUGCCUGGUACAGUGAGCAGGCGUCCAUUGAAUCCAGAGAAGAUGCAGCUAAAGAGAUCCGCAGAGCUAUUACAGGUCACAUACCUGAUGCUUUGAGGAACUGUGUUAAUAAGGAGUACUUGCUGCUAGCAGCUCAGUGGUCCAGUAUUGAUCCUGCGACUGUCCACCCAGAACUCAACGGAGCUGCAGCUUACAGGUUUCCUCCAGGAGUAGUGGGAGUAGCCACCCCUGCGCUGCCAGAACCGCCAGUAGUGGAAGGGAUUGUAGCUCAUGGGAUACCUCCUGUUUCCCACUCUGCACCGCGUACCCCUUCCCCAGGAGAGACAAGCAAACUGGAUGCAGACAGAGAGAUUCCUGCUGACCAAUAGCAGCAUCUUUCCUCUCCUCUGGCAGCAGAAAAAAGUAGGAGGGCAUCUCCUCCUAGGACCUUCUUUAACACCCUACAGAGACUGUUUCCUGUUCGUGCAGGACGGGAGAAUGCAUUUCAUUACUGGCAAACUUUAGCUCUUGCCUUUAUUUUUUAACCUUUUAGUUUUAAUCUCUCAAUCUUUCCCCUUCACUGGGGCAGGGCAGCAGUGACCUUGCCUCCUCUUGGAAACACUUAGUUUAACAAAUGAAUUUUCCCAUAUAUCUGCCCCGGUUGUCUGUGACAGGGAACUGUCCUUGUGCACUCGAACACUGAAGUGGAGCUGCCUGAUCAGGAAUGGCCCUCAAUGUUCCCAACACCAGACUUCAGUGCACACCUUUCAGUUGUGACUUGUAGCUUAAAUUUAAUUUGGUUGAACCUCUCAAGUGUAGCCAUGGGGAAUACUAGAAAAAUACUAGUGAAUUGGAGAAGUUGUGACUAUUGUCUUUAUUAUGCCCUUGGUAGAAUGCAGGCUAGGCUCAGCUCUGUGUGUUACUUUGCUUGUUUUAAUUAAGGUUUCCCAUGAGAACAGGCAUUGCUCAUUCUUGACCAUACAAAGUUCAGUCUAUGCAGUACCAGGCCUGAGGUUAAAAGUAACAGUCUCAAAGACAGCCCUGUAAAUAAUUUGGAAGGGAUUAAACUGUCAUCAAAUGUGUUGUGGUGACCACUGUGUUUGUGAGGCUUCAGAGUAGUUCACCCUGGAGUCUCUGUAACUCAGAGAAGGCAAGAGAAUCCAGAAGUGGGAAAAACUUGCCCUGGGAGACAGCAAGUAGCAGUAACUUGCAGCUGCAGUUGCUUGUUCUUGACACACACGUACCUCACAGUCUGAUGGUGGUCUUUAGCCCUAAGGUAUCUAUCAUGUUAGAAUUCUAAGCUUUGUGCUUCAACUAGAAGUAACACAGCACUUGUCCCUGUGCUGGAUGAUGGUGAUGGAGAAGGCAGCUUUCACUGGUUGAGCAAAUUACUCCAGCUCUGCCACCAUGUACUCAUAUACUGCAUCUCCAACAGUGGGCAGGGCAGGACAGUGUUGUUUUUGGUUUGGUUUUUUUUAACACGAGUAAGCUUUGGGAUACUAAAGGAGAAAGAACUCUCUUGGCUUGUCACCUAAAGCCAAGGCAGGAUUGUUGCUCUCAAGUAUUUUCCCAUUUUCUAAAUGAUCGAGUAUGAAUCGCUUCCUUGAGGGGAUGGAGCAAAACGGGUUCCACAGGAGAAGAUUUUCCUUAAUUCCACACCUUCCUUUAAUUUUACCUUGUUACACUUUAGCUACAGCCUUUCUAUGCACAACAUGUAAUGAUUCCCCAUUGAUUUGUUCAUGUUGUGUGGGCCUACUGAAGUCGGUGCUAUGUGGGAGGCAUCCCCUGUGUGUGGGUUGGUCUGCCUCCCUUGAUCCUUCCCUGCUGUGUGUCUGUGACUGGAAGCUGAACAGCUGGGAACAGACUGGAAAUACAGCAUGAGGUGCGGACACGAUCCUCUGGUUGGGCUGUUUGGGAAGCUGAGGAAAGCUUUCACAGUCACUAAGUUUUCAGGGUUUUGGGUUUUUUUUUCCUGGUUUUAAAUUUUUCUCCAAUACUGCCUUCAUAUAAUGGCUUGCUUCUGAUGCAGUGAAGUGAUUAAUUCCUUUCUCCUCCAACCCCUCACACCUCAGCAACUCAAGAAAGGAAAAUGAAGAAAUAAACUUCAGGUGUUUUCUUACAGAUUUUACACUUUAACUGUUUAGCAUUAGUGAGAUGAUAUUAGUUCUCUAGGGCUGAGUGUCUUUUUUGAUAAGGUGUUUGUCUUGGUGAAGGUUGUUCACUUCUGUGUUUUCAUGGAUGAUGCUGAUUCUACUUAAAAUUCAUAUACCUCCUUGGCAGCUCAGGUUUAGCAGAUGAGACUGGGACUGGUGGAAAAUAACCAGCAGCACCUUCCUGAGUUCUCUAACCUCUAGGAAAUCUAAGUUUUACAAGCUACUAGCUCAGAAAGCUGUUCUUCUGACAGGCAGAUGGGGAGAAGUUUUCAGGGCCUGAGAGCUCAUCCUCUGUGUGUUACCACAGUCUGUCAGUAACUACUCUGUUUCGUUAUUUGCUGCUGAAAAUUCCUGCCCUGCUUAGAGGUUCAGGUCUGAGAUUAUUCUGUGGUAAGGGGCUUCUAGUUACGAGCUUUGUGACUACAGAGAAUCAGAGUACAUUGACCUUGUCUCUAGAGCACAAUGCAAGAUAGAUUUAUUUUUUUUAAAAGAGGCAGCAAUUUGUUUCUUUUUCCUCUUCUUAACUGCAAAUAUCUCUCCAGACCAAUCAACUGAGCAGAGGAAGAGUGGAAAGAUCUCAUCUGGGGGACACCUGAGUUUCUCAGUUCUUACUUUUGGUGCCUAGAUAUACUGGUGACUAGUAAUUCCCUAGUGGGAAUUGAUUGAUGUGAUAAGAAAUAUUUCCAGCUAUGGGUACUAAGGAGUUGAAGGUGACAGCAUUGAUAGUGGCUCUGUUCUAGCCAACACUCUGUAGGCUUGUGCUUGAAUAUGAAGGCAAUUUUGCCCCUGAUUAAAGCCGCAGCAGAAAAUACUGAGGUAAAAACGAACAGAACCCUUAUCAUGACCUCAAAGAAGGGCUCUCUUUGUGCCUAUAGGAUUACUCUGCUUAUACACCAUUUGUACCUCUGCUUAUAGACUGAACCUGUUAUUACCAGACAAAGGCUAUUCUGAAGAGAUAGCUCAAAAAGAAAUAUUUUCCAGUACUUAAGUACUCUGUGGUCUUCUCCAUCCUGAGUGCCCAGUCCAAUGUCCACUCUCUCCUGUGUGACACUCGGACUUGCAGCUCCCUUCCCAAGCUGUUGCUGGUUACAGAAGUGGAAGGAUUGAUGUUUAUUUUGUUUUUUCUUAAUGCCUUCCUUCAGAACUAGUGCAGAGCUUUAAUCCCAAAGAACAGAAGUCUGCCAGGGUGAGGCAGGAGUGUCCUAGCUGCACUAAUCUGCUUACAGGAGGUGCUCACACUGUCCUAAGGUACAUUCUGUUUUGUCAGGGUCACUGCUGCUGACCAGCUUUUUUAUAGAGGAUUCAGAGUUUCAGAAAUAUAUUUUUGUAGACAAUGACUAAACUGUGAAACAUUGAAAUAAAGCAUGUAAACAAAA